Messenger RNA from Thamnophis elegans (Western terrestrial garter snake), 982 nucleotides. It is a transcript of the gene NTAQ1, whose product is annotated as WDYHV motif containing 1. The coding region runs from base 178 to 798 and encodes 206 amino acids. The transcript has 7 exons. Gene Ontology annotation, cellular component: nucleus; cytosol. NCBI's taxonomy places the organism in Eukaryota, Metazoa, Chordata, Lepidosauria, Squamata, Natricidae. Gene Ontology annotation, molecular function: protein-N-terminal glutamine amidohydrolase activity; protein-N-terminal asparagine amidohydrolase activity. The record is from RefSeq and is a predicted model, not a curated record.
UUUCCGGGGGAAGGCGUUCCUUGUAACGCGUCCCCCCAGGACGUUCGGAACCGCACGCGUGGAGCGAUGCUUCUUCAACCGACCCCCGUUGCCAGAGACGAGCGGCUUCUUGAUCAGGCUUUAUCCGGGAAAUGCACCUCUUAAUCUUUCCCCUUGGCCAGCCAACGUCGGGCUUCAAUGGCGGAGGCUGUCAUGGCCCGCUACGACCCGGUGGUCUCUUCUCGCUCCGUUUGCGUCUAUACGAGUUGCUAUUGUGAAGAAAAUAUCUGGAAACUUUGUGAACAUAUCCGAAGCAAGAAUCAAUACCCUUUAGAAGAAUUUUAUGCUGUUUUCAUUUCCAAUGACAGAAGGAUGGUGCCACUUUGGAAGCAGCAGGCAGGACGUGAGGAUCAGCCUGUGAUCUGGGAUUACCAUGUUAUUUUGUUACAUGUGUCGAAGGGAGACCAGAACUAUAUCUAUGAUCUUGAUACUGUCCUACCUUUUCCAUGCCCUUUUGGCACUUACAUUGAAGAGGCUUUCAAAUCGGACAGCAUUAUUGACGCUGAAUUUCGAAGGAAAGUCAGAUUGGUUCAAGCUGAUACGUAUCUGAAGAAUUUUGCUUCUGACCGGUCGCACAUGAAAGAUGCCAGCGGGAACUGGCGGAAAUCUCCUCCCCUAUAUCCAUGUAUUGAAACUGCAGAUUACAAGAUGAAUCUGGAUGACUUUAUUAGUAUGAAUCCAAAGGCAGGCUGGGGUUCUGUGCUGAAACUCCCUGAUUUUGUGCAAAAAUUUGGCAGUCAGACCUAUGAAGAAGAAUAAUGAAGAGUCAAAUCUAAAAGGGUUUCCAAUCAGCAUUAAGACUCCUGUCUUUAAUCAAAACUGUCAAUGUUAUCAUCUCGGCAAAUUCCAUCAUCUUCGCCAUCCAUUCUUCAUUAUGGGUAUUGUCAAAUCUUUUUGCACUAUUACGCAUAUAAAAGUUUUACUGCUGUUGUCAUACAGUUAA